AUGCCGUUUUUCAAGCGCAUACGGGAGGAAGAGAAAACAAGAAGAUACCGGCAGCUUCCGUUCCUUGCUGUUAGCAAAGAACCAUCGAAGUGGCCAUCUCCGCCAGACCCCAGAGAUGUCGAUAGACGACUUUGCAAGGUGGACUUGGCAAGGGAGAUGAACAUCAAAGUUGGAGAUCGCGUCCGUGUCCUGUAUGGCAGUGAGAAGGGCAAGCACGGGGUCAUCAGCCGAAUAGUCAGGGAGAAGAACCAGGUGGUUGUGUCGGGCGUCAGUUUAAAGCGAAGCUUCUGGCACCCCGAGCCUGGACCCGGCAAGCCUUCAAUUGUCUCUGUAGAGUGUCCCAUCCACAUCACCAACGUCGUGCUGGUGGAUCCCGUGACCAAGCAGCCGACAAGAGUCAAGAGGCGAUACAUGAUGAACGGCGAAGGCGUUCGGAUAUCCAAGGUCUCUGGGUGUGCUAUGCCGGAGCCCGUGCCUGUGGGCCUCAACGAGCGUGAGCUGCUCUGGAAGAAGCACGAGGAGGGCGUUCUGCGCCAAGAGAAACAGCGGCGUGGGCCACCCAAGGAAGACAUCUUCGGAAACAAGGAGCACUUCAAGGCACUUGUGCGCCUUGUGCGCGAACGGCGCGCUGCCGAAGCUGCGCAGGGCGAGGCUGCUUCACGGGCUUCAUUCGAAAUCGAGUGA
This is a messenger RNA of Symbiodinium pilosum, 684 nucleotides long. The record is from the annotation of a GenBank genome assembly. NCBI's taxonomy places the organism in Eukaryota, Dinophyceae, Suessiales, Symbiodiniaceae.